ACUUUAACAUUGGCUAAUAUAUUCAUGUGGAAAUGGCAAAAAGAAUUCGUUCGUCAACAAGAUAUUACUGGUGAAUUAUUUGGCAGAUACAUCGAUGAUAUCUUGAUGACUUGGAAUAAAUCUGAACAGCAACUAACAGAACUAUUGCAUGAAGCUAAUCAAUGGCAUCCAAAUAUUAAAUUAGAUUAUAGAAUUAGUCAAAAUCUCCCAUUUCUGGACGUACUUCUAACUAAUAAUAAUGGUAUCCUUCAAACAUCUGUUUAUCAUAAGCCAACUACUGAACCAUAUGUAGUGCCAUUCACAUCUGAUCAUCAUCCAUACAUCUAUGCCAACAUGAUUCAGACUGCACUAGCUAGAGCAGUUCGAUAUUCAUCAACAUUUGAAGCAUUUAAUCAAGAAAAGCGCCAAAUCAAACUAAUGUUUCUCUACAAUGGUUAUUCUUCGUCAUAUAUCGAAGAUCAAUUUCAUAAAUACUUUCUUGGAUAUAUAAAUGAAGCUGCAUUCAUACCAGUCGUUACUGAGAUGACUCAAUUCUUUCUAUUACGUCAGAAGAUGUUGGCUCAACCCACGGCUCGUCAAACACAGGUGGCAAGAAGUAUAGCAGCAGCAGCAGCAGCUAAUACAACUGACGAACCAUCCGAAGAUUUAACAACAAUAACGCAUGAAAAUGUAGUUCAUUCACGAGAUCGAUCCUUCAUUCAUUAUACACACGAGAAACGAUUCCGUCAAUUCAAACGCGAUAUGCAUCAACUAUAUCAAAACGUAUUCCAAAACACACCAGCUAUAGCUGUGAAAAUGGUAGUUGGUAAUCGCAAUCGUCCAGAUAACACAAAAGAACUUGUGCAUAAACGUCCAAAACAAUUCUUAUUGUCAAACAAGUACAAGAAAAUCAAACAUUUGAAAGUUAAAAAACGACAUCGACAAGUUCGAAAGAGAUCUAAAUGA
Messenger RNA from Adineta ricciae, 945 nucleotides. NCBI's taxonomy places the organism in Eukaryota, Metazoa, Rotifera, Eurotatoria, Adinetida, Adinetidae. The record is from the annotation of a GenBank genome assembly.